Molecule: messenger RNA, 2374 nt
Organism: Trichobilharzia szidati
Lineage: Eukaryota; Metazoa; Platyhelminthes; Trematoda; Strigeidida; Schistosomatidae
Source: the annotation of a GenBank genome assembly
GGUCUUCAUAAACGAAGUCGCUUUCUAUGUCAGUACAGCCUAUGGGCUUGUAAUGCAUCAUUAUCGUGGUCGUCCAUGGUAUUCACGUAUCUCACCAUGCUUAGUUUUGGGUGGUUUACCAUUGAGAAAAUUUUGGGACAAAUUACAAGCUGAUGAAAAGAUCACACACAUUGUCAGUCUUUUGGAACCAUUUGAAGUAAAGUCAUUUGUUAUCGGAGAAAAAGACGCUGAAGAUCGUGGCAUUAAAUAUCUUUCUCUGCCUGUUCAAGACUUUUAUGGAGUUCCUACAGUUGAACAAAUUGAUAGGGGAAUUUCGUUUAUCGACAGUUGUGUCCAGUCGAAUGGAUGCGUUUAUAUUCAUUGUAAAGCUGGUCGUACUCGUUCAGCCUACCUACUAACGUGUUAUUUAAUGUCUAAAGAUUCUAUGAAUGUUGAAUCGGCAAUUGAGUAUAUACAAUCUUUCAGAAAGCAUGUGAUGUUUCGUUCACCUCACAAGAUUGAUAGAGUGAAGAGAGAGGAAGAGAUGUUUUGUCUUAAAAUUUACAUUACCUCUGGCAAAAAACACCAACGUGUGGUAGCUGUGUAUGUAUUAACUGUGACUGAUCAGUACGACAAGAGUAUGGAUUUAUCCGUAAGAGAUGUCAAUGAACCAUGUGGUGAUGUGGUAAUUGUUGAUCGUAAACAGCAUAAUACAGAUCGUCUGUCCACUGAUGCCAAUAAUCCUGUAAAUAACAAUGACGAUUUUGAUGAUGAUGAUGAUGAUGAUGAUGAUAAUAAGAUGGACAGUCUGGAUAACUCAACUCUUAGACUAAGACAAAUGAAGUCGAGUCGUGUAACUGAAAUAUCUCACUGUUCUGUUGAUGGACAAAUUCAUCAUAGAGUAACGAAGGCGGCGCACACCAGUAGGAGUAAACUAUAUUCCGAUGGAGAUGCACAGAAACAUCAACUUGUCAAUCAUAUUGAUCAAAAUGUUUCAUCAACAGCUGUCAACUCAGACUACAACUACUAUCGUUUAUGUUUUACAACAGCUUUAUUGCUAAGACUAAUAUUAGUGAUAUUUUCUGUAUGGCAAGAUACAGUUCGUUGGCCAGAUGGUCAAUUACGCUUCACUGAUGUAGAUUAUGAUGUGUUUGCAGAUGGUGCAAAAGCUUUUGUCGCUGGGAAGAAUAUGUAUAUUGAACGUCCUACCUAUCGGUAUUCACCACUGAUUGCAUUAGUCCUGGCUCCAGGAUAUUGGUUAUUCUCUGAUGAUGGUGAAUAUUCAGUGGCGAAUAGAACAGUUGAAGGAGGAAAGUCAUCGAUUCUUCCUGCCCUAGCUCAUCUAUGGGGUAAACUGAUCUUUAUAAUGGCUGAUUUACUCUGUGGUUAUUUACAAUACAUAAUUAUUCAUGACAAACUUAUUAAAGAUCAGUUGGUCAAGCAUCAUCCUGAUCAAAAGACUCAACGAAUUUCAUUGUCACUCACUGCAAGUCGAUUAGCUAUAUUUCUGGUUGCAUUCGGUUGGUUAUUCAAUCCUGUGACAGCUGUAGUCUCUGUUCGUGGUAAUGCAGAUGCAUUGCAAAGUUGUCUUGUCAUAACCUGUCUAUGGUGCAUACUGAAACGUCGUAUCGCCUUAGCUGGACUUCUCUAUGGAUUGUGUAUUCAUCUGAGAAUAUAUCCAAUCAUCUAUGCACUGUCUAUUUAUUUAUGGCUUAUGAAAGAUGAUGGGCAGAACAAGGUGGUGGUCGAGCAUUUGGAGAAGACGAACACGAAGAAGGUUGAUGAUAGUAAAGAUUGUCAGACGUCCAACAGUCAGCUGAGAAGCCUAAUCUUCCUUUUUACAAAAUUACCUAAUCGAAAUCACUUUAUAUUUGGCUUCAGUUGCCUGUUGAGCUUGAUAACAUUGACUGGAUUGUGUUAUGUAUAUUUUGGUGGGAUGUUGUUUCUUCAAAAAGCCUGUCUAUAUCAUUUCAGUCGAUCAGAUUUCAAGCAUAAUUUUGCACCACAUUUUCUAACUGUGUAUUUACUCUCUGGACAAAAAUGGUGGUUAACAACAGCAGCAGCAGCAGCGAGUAGUGGGGAAGUUAUUCCCACUGGAGCGGGGUGGGAUGCUAAUCCUCAUCAACAUCGUAAUUGGUUGAGUAUGCUGUGGAGUAAUUUGACUAAUUCAUUGAUUCACUGGGGCAGUAGUAGUAGUAGUAGUGUUGAUAAUCAAUACUCUGGUUCAAUGAAUGGGGAGAAUUCAUUAUCAUUAUCGCUAUUAUUGGAGAAUCUCAGUGCAAUUCAUUUAAUGGAAGGCAUUUUCAAGAUUGCUACAGUUUUACCGUGUAUAUUGUUAAUACCAUCUUUAUCGUUGAAACUUCACUCCAAUCUUGGUCUAUGCUGGGUAAGUUGA